CGCAACCUUAUCGCGGCUCUUGAGCCAAGCUUGAUCUCGUCUCUCUCCCCGCCUCAACCAGACGUCCCUACUCAUCAUCCUGAAUUGAAUCAAAAUGGGUCCCAACCCAGGUCAGAAAACCGUGCUCAUCACCGGGUGCACUCCGGGCGGCAUUGGCCAUGCGCUAUGCAUGGAGUUCCACGCCAAGGGCGUGCACGUCAUCGCGACGGCCCGCAACCCGGCCGUGCUCUCCGAGAUGGCAGCCAUCGGCAUGACCACCCUCGCCCUGGACGUCACCAAAGAGGACAGCAUCAAGGCCUGCCACGACGACGUCUCCAAGCUGACGGGCGGCAAGCUCGACAUUCUCGUCAACAAUGCCGGCCGCACGCACACGCACCCCGCCACGGACCUCUCCAUCCCCGACGUGCGCGAGACCUUCGAGACCAACGUCUUCGGCGUGAUGGCCAUGUGCGCCGCCUUCUCGGACCUGCUCAUCACCGCCCACGGGCUGAUCAUCAACAUCGCCUCGCUGGCCGCCAUCACCCCUUACGUCUUCGGCUCCGCCUACUGCGCGACCAAGGGCGCCGUGACCGCCUACUCGCGCACGCUGCGGCUGGAGCUCAAGCCGUUCGGGGUCCGGGUCAUGGUGGCCAUGACGGGGACGGUGCGGAGCCAGAUUGCGAGCCGGACGCAUCGGACGCUGCCCGAGGGGAGUAUCUACGAGAGGGUUAGGGGACUGUUUGAGAAGCGGUUGACGUUCUCGCAGAAUAAUGCGACGGUGGAUACGGCCGAGUACGCGAGGAAGUUGGUGGGGAAUGCGCUCAAGCCGGAGUGGCCGCUGAUGUUGCGGUCGUGGUUUGGGCGGGCGGAUUGGUUCUGGGCUGGGGGCUGGGCGAGUGGGGUGUGGUUCUCGACGUGGUUUGGGGAGUGGUUGUUGGAUAUUGUCAUGUAUCGGAUGAUUGGGAUGAAGCAGUUGGAGGGGGUGUUGAGGGAGGAGGAGAGGAGGAAGAAGUUGGUGUGAGGGGGUGGUGGUUGCGUGGUGUGCGGUUGUCGGUACAUUGAUUGUUUGUGCUAUCGUUACUUGGUACUAUGAGAUGUUUUGGACGGGUUGCUAUGUUAUGUCCUUCUAUUAUAGUUGGUUUCUAGCUCGUGAUCAUGGCAAGCCCCUGUGGACACUCA
Messenger RNA from Chaetomium fimeti, 1158 nucleotides. RefSeq lists its product as uncharacterized. Gene Ontology annotation, molecular function: triacylglycerol lipase activity; acylglycerone-phosphate reductase (NADP+) activity. The coding region runs from base 95 to 1000 and encodes 301 amino acids. NCBI's taxonomy places the organism in Eukaryota, Fungi, Ascomycota, Sordariomycetes, Sordariales, Chaetomiaceae. Gene Ontology annotation, biological process: triglyceride catabolic process; phosphatidic acid biosynthetic process. The record is from RefSeq and is a predicted model, not a curated record. The transcript has 4 exons. Gene Ontology annotation, cellular component: lipid droplet; endoplasmic reticulum.